Molecule: messenger RNA, 1957 nt
Organism: Pan troglodytes (chimpanzee)
Lineage: Eukaryota; Metazoa; Chordata; Mammalia; Primates; Hominidae
Gene: ASPHD2
Product: aspartate beta-hydroxylase domain containing 2
Exons: 4
Coding region: 452-1561 (369 amino acids)
Cellular component (GO): membrane
Source: RefSeq, a predicted model, not a curated record
AGUUGUGGUCUUCGCGGCCCCGCGGAGCGCAGCGCGGCGUCGGCACCGGCAGGGGCACCGGAGCGGCUUAGGCUCGGGCUCGGGCUCCGGCUCGGGCUCCCGCGGCGUGGGCUGGGCAGCAGCUGGGCGGCGGCUCCGCGGCGCCGGGCAGGGGCCGUCCGCGGGUCCGCGCCCUCGGGCGGCGGCGUCUCCUGGGUCCCGGCAGCCGUCCGCGCGCCCGGGCGCAGGUUUGGUUUUCCUAAACAAAUCCUUUCACAGGGACCGACGGCACUUGAUAAUGUGACAAAAACCAGCCUCUUCCACCCCACUGCAGUGACUUUUGCUGGAAAGUGGAGCAGUGGGCACGGCCAACCUUGUCGUUCAUCAAUGCCGCCCCUGGCAGGAUCUGAGGAUCGGUGGCAGCCAUGCCUCCCCCUGCCCCAGCCGCUCCUUCCCCCCGACGCUAAUCUGCAUGGUGUGGGCGCCCUUGGGACCCCCGAGGACUGAUUGUCUGACCUUGCUUCACACGCCCAGUAAGGACUCCCCCAAGAUGUCGCUCGAGUGGCUGGUGGCCUGGAGCUGGUCGCUGGAUGGCCUGAGGGACUGCAUCGCCACCGGCAUCCAGUCCGUGCGGGACUGCGACACCACCGCUGUCAUCACUGUGGCCUGCCUCCUGGUCCUCUUCGUGUGGUACUGUUAUCACGUGGGCAGGGAGCAGCCCCGGCCCUACGUCUCCGUCAACUCCCUCAUGCAGGCUGCCGAUGCCAACGGGCUGCAGAAUGGCUACGUGUACUGCCAGUCCCCCGAGUGCGUGCGCUGCACCCACAACGAGGGCCUCAACCAGAAGCUGUACCACAACCUGCAGGAGUACGCCAAGCGCUACUCCUGGUCCGGCAUGGGCCGCAUCCACAAGGGCAUCCGCGAGCAGGGCCGGUACCUCAACAGCCGGCCCUCCAUCCAGAAGCCCGAGGUCUUCUUCCUGCCCGACCUGCCCACCACGCCCUACUUCUCCCGGGACGCACAGAAACAUGAUGUGGAAGUGCUGGAACGGAACUUCCAGACCAUCCUGUGCGAGUUUGAGACCCUCUACAAAGCUUUCUCAAACUGCAGCCUCCCGCAAGGAUGGAAAAUGAACAGCACCCCCAGCGGGGAGUGGUUCACCUUUUACUUGGUCAAUCAGGGGGUUUGUGUUCCCAGGAACUGUAGGAAGUGCCCACGGACGUACCGCUUGCUCGGAAGCCUUCGGACCUGUAUUGGGAACAAUGUUUUUGGGAACGCGUGCAUCUCUGUGCUGAGCCCUGGGACUGUGAUAACGGAGCACUAUGGACCCACCAACAUCCGCAUCCGAUGCCAUUUAGGUCUGAAAACUCCAAAUGGCUGUGAGCUGGUGGUGGGGGGAGAGCCCCAGUGCUGGGCAGAAGGGCGCUGCCUUCUCUUUGAUGACUCUUUCCUGCAUGCUGCGUUCCAUGAAGGUUCAGCAGAGGAUGGCCCACGGGUGGUUUUCAUGGUGGAUUUGUGGCAUCCAAACGUCGCAGCGGCCGAACGGCAGGCCCUUGAUUUCAUCUUUGCUCCGGGACGAUGAGAGUAUUUCCCAUGCUGGAGUCGGCGAGAAGGGCCGAGGCGGGGCCUGGGCAGACUGUGGUCCGGUCCAGUCCCUACCGGUGUUGUUUCCAUGCUCAGAAACCUGCCUCAGCGGAAAGCUCUUAUUUGGGAUUUUAUAUCAUGUCGGGUCCCUCUUUCCCUUGGUUAUUGUAAAUGGAAACUUUUCAGCUUGUAUUUCCUUAGAUUUUUUUUUUUUUCCUUCCAAUCAUUUGCUUCAGAGACUCCUUUCUGGCCUAACAGCGCAUUCCUUUGAUUGGUCCUUGAGUGACCAGAGACUUAGUGCCCUUGUAAGUCUGUCUUCUGUUGCUACUUGUUUUUUUCAGUGCUCUGAAAUAGAGUAACUAAAUGGUUGUCUGAAUAUAAUAAUGUAAAACUU